Molecule: messenger RNA, 1370 nt
Organism: Drosophila hydei
Lineage: Eukaryota; Metazoa; Arthropoda; Insecta; Diptera; Drosophilidae
Product: ubiquitin carboxyl-terminal hydrolase 38-like
Exons: 4
Coding region: 130-1323 (397 amino acids)
Biological process (GO): protein deubiquitination
Cellular component (GO): nucleus; cytosol
Molecular function (GO): cysteine-type endopeptidase activity; cysteine-type deubiquitinase activity
Source: RefSeq, a predicted model, not a curated record
AAAAUAAAUAAUUUGAAUACAUAAAUUAGUAAAUAUAAAAGUUUUGCAGCGUAAUCGACUGAAAAUCCAUUGUAAAUAGUAGAUGUUUAAUAACCAUUCGUCUCUAGACACGAAAAAGGAAUUGGAGACAUGUCUGAUACUAAUUCUGAUUCACCACGAGGAGAUCUGGUCAAAUUGCCCAGGACUCGCGGCAAUCCGCGUGUUGGUCUCGUUAAUCUGGGCAACACUUGCUAUAUGAAUUGCGCACUUCACGCACUAUCAAUGACUCCUGACUUUAGUAGGCAGCUUUUGCUUUUGGAUAGCCCGUCGAAAAUGAUUGUGCAGAUGCAACGUCUGAUUGCACUGCUUCAUUUUUCAAAAUACUCCAAAAUAAUGCCGACGUCCGUACUAUUUGCUACAAAUCGGGCGAUGUUUACAUCUGGCUUGCAACAGGACUGUUCCGAGUAUUUGGGACAUUUGCUCAAUCUUCUACACGAGCACGAGAAAGUCAUGGGCUGGCUGUGGCCCUCAAAUGCAACUGGCAGUUCAAUUAACUGGGUGGAAUCUUUAGAUUUGCUUUUGCCUUACAGCAAUAAAAUGUCAAUUGCGGACAGAUCGUUCUCUGGUCAGCUGUCCAACAUUUACAAAUGUCUCACUUGCUCCUAUGAGAGUAGCAAUCCGAACAGUUUCCGCGAGCUGCAGCUCGCAUUUCCCGAGGGCAAGAUCAAUCAAAAAUCAAGAAAGCCUAAUUUUACGGUUCAGGGUCUGCUCGAUCUAUACUGUACGCCAGAGAUACUCGAUGGCGAUAAUAAAUACGCAUGCCCCCAGUGCGCUAAACACUGCAAAGGCGAACGUCAGAUUAAAAUCACUGAGGCUCCGUUGAACAUCAUCAUUACUAUCAAACGAUUUAACUACAAUAGAGAAACCCAACUGCGCACAAAGCUAUUGCAUAAGAUCAUCCAUGACGACAUGAUCACGCUCGAUCUAUAUGACAGCCAAACGCUGGAGCAGACAUAUACGAUGCACUAUCGCUUGUAUGCGGCUAUAAUACACGUUGGAUAUACCCUUGACUCGGGGCACUACUAUAUAAUGGCCCGUGAUCAGCAAGAUAAUUGGUUCAAAUUCAACGAUAGCAAAGUGGCUCACGUGAAACCCACAGAAGUUCGCAAUUUACGAUCCCCAAAUUCUGCACACGUUCUUAUGUACCACUUAACUGGCAAAUCGGAUCCGAACACGGAAGCAGCUGAGCCGGUUGUGAUACCAAUACCACCGGUGGCACCGCUCAAAUUGAAUGAACUGCCUACGAGACUUCAUGACUUCGUAAAGCGAAAUAUCGGAAAGUAAUUGAACUGUCGUACCACAGAGCCAUAACGUAUGCAUUUAUUAUAUAA